Molecule: messenger RNA, 1714 nt
Organism: Onychomys torridus (southern grasshopper mouse)
Lineage: Eukaryota; Metazoa; Chordata; Mammalia; Rodentia; Cricetidae
Gene: Ska1
Product: spindle and kinetochore associated complex subunit 1
Exons: 7
Coding region: 191-955 (254 amino acids)
Biological process (GO): cell division; chromosome segregation; regulation of microtubule polymerization or depolymerization
Cellular component (GO): mitotic spindle; spindle microtubule; outer kinetochore
Molecular function (GO): microtubule binding
Source: RefSeq, a predicted model, not a curated record
UGUGCGCUUGCGCGCUACUGCGGCGCCAGUUCCGGCACACAGUUUGAAUUUUAGUUCUGGAAGCAGAUCUGAUCAGCGUUUUGGCAGGUUCAUUCACGCCCCAGCCGCAGCGAAGGAUCUUUGCUCCCAGACUCCGCGAAGUCCCUGGCCCGGAAGCCGCCGGAGUCAUCGCUUAGCAGACGCUUGAAGGAUGGCAUCAGAUCUAGAACAGUUAUGCUCUUAUGUUAAUGAGAAGAUUGGCAAUAUCAAGAAAAUUCUGUCAAUAAGAAGUCUUGGCCAAGCACCUGCCUUGAAGACCACCUUAAGUAAAAUAGGAGAUGAGAUCAUUACAGUAAAUGAACUCCUAAAUAAGUUUGAAUUGGAAAUUCUGUAUCAAGAACAAACCAACAAAUCACUUAAGGAGCUCUGUGCAUCUCUGGAAGACGAUUUUAAAGAUGUGGAGCAUCUCAAAGAACACAUUCCUUCCUAUUUGCCUCAAGUGACAGCGACCCAGAGCUUGGUUAACCAGUCGGAUCUGGAUCCUAAAGAACCGGUUGAAGCUGAGGAGCCUGUACAGGCAAAGAAGCCUCCCAAAGAACAGAAAGUUAUUAAGGAAAUGCACUUUAUAACUACUGAUGAAUUCAAUGGUGUUCCUGCGUACAUGAAAUCCCGCUUAACAUAUUGUCAAAUUAAUGAUGUUAUUAAAGAAAUUAAUAAGGCAGUAAUUAGUAAAUACAAGAUUAUGCAUCAUCCAAAAGCAUCUAUGAAUUCUGCGAAGAGAAAUCUCUACCAAAGGUUUAUUAAUGAAGAAACAAAGGAUACAAAAGGUCGUUACUUCAUAGUGGAAGCUGACAUAAAGGAAUUCACAGCUUUGAAAGCUGACAAGAGGUUGUAUGUGAUCUUGAACAUCCUGCGGCAUUGCCAGAGACUGUCAGAGGUUCGAGGGGGAGGACUCACCCGAUAUGUCCUAACCUGAGGCUUUUGCAGGCUUGAAACUGACUGGCAGGAUGGAUAUAGGGUGUAGAGGAUAGUCUUGAAAUUUCAUAUGUAACGUUUGUAGCUUCUGCAUUUCUUGGUCUUGUUCCUUACAGAAAUAAAACUUUGUUUGGAUAAAGCAUGUGUAUCUUCAAAAUGUACUGCCUUUAGGAACAUUCCAUGGAUGAAGCUGGAGCUCAGAGUAAGCAAAUAAGCCAAAGUCAGAACAACAGAUGAUCUCAUAUGUGUAACCUAGAUUGAAAUGAGCUAUGUGUAUAAGUGCAGACCAUGAGAUGGUGAAGGGUAAGGGAGAAGCAGAAGAUAAUGAGAUGUUGUAAUGGGAAAGCAGAAAGGAGGAUUAUCUGGAAACCAGCCCAGGGGUGGGCAUUAGCGAGCACAGGGAAGGGUGGGGUAUAAUGACACACAAUGUCUGAGAAUGUAGUAAUGGGAUUCAUUCCUUUGUAUGGUAACUUAAAAAUUAAUUAAAAAAAAAAAUCACUGCCUUGUAGCAGAUAGUCAACACUGCCAUUCCAGCCUCUGUAUGAGCUGUGCAGUGAAAAGCACAUUAGUUUGGUUAAGUAAACAGUACUGUAGAUGUCAUGAGCAUAGAUUUGAUGUUGAGGGAGAUGAGGGUACCCAAGCCCUCUGAGGUAUAAAAUUUGAUUACUGAGUUUCCAUGUGCCCUUAGGGAACAGCUUGCCUAAAAUGCAUUCAAUGUAAGCCAGCCUAUCUGCUUCAACCUGUAAUGAAGUAUGUUGAG